Molecule: messenger RNA, 606 nt
Organism: Anolis sagrei ordinatus
Lineage: Eukaryota; Metazoa; Chordata; Lepidosauria; Squamata; Anolidae
Source: RefSeq, a predicted model, not a curated record
UACCUGCGAACCCACUCGAUUCCUGUCGUCCUUCUCGUUGCUUUUCCCCAAACGGCGUCUUUCUGCCUUGCAGGGUGCAGAUGUCGUCCCCGGACCGGCUGUUCUCUUCUCUGGAGAAGGAGAAAGCCCAUCUCUGCACCUGGGUGGGAGAAUUGUUCUUGGAGCUCCAUAACGGCACAUAUACCACCCACGGGCAGAUCAAGAAGGGGAACCGGGAGUGUGAGCGCCUGCUCCGUGACGUGGAGGUUCUGGGCAGCCUUGCCCUCUCGAGGAAGAGUUCCUUCCGGUACCCUUCGGCAAAGCUUCAGCAUCUCUGGAGGUACCGCUUUGGAUUUCUCCCACCUUGAGUUGCAGUGUGUCAAAGUGUUGUGUGGGGGGAUAAGACUGAAAGGCGAGCGUGCUUAGGGCAUUGUGGACCAAACAGGAGGGACAGAGUGUCAUGGGGUAUUAUUCAUGGCCAUCUAAAGUACGUACUUGCAUUCAACCUUCAUGAACCAAAUGCAGUAGGAUCCCCUGAUGAUCUAGGCGGGAUGCGUUCCUGGGCUUAGGGGGGAAAAACAAAACCCUGGCUAACAGCAAACCCAAUUGGAGUGAGCAACUUCCAGC